Messenger RNA from Zychaea mexicana, 1332 nucleotides. Its product is annotated as S-adenosyl-L-methionine-dependent methyltransferase. The record is from RefSeq and is a predicted model, not a curated record. Lineage: Eukaryota; Fungi; Mucoromycota; Mucoromycetes; Mucorales; Lichtheimiaceae. The coding region runs from base 1 to 1332 and encodes 443 amino acids. The transcript has 4 exons.
AUGCCCAAUGACGAGCAAGAGCAAGAUCGACUUACAAAUCUGGUACACAAACAUUCAUGCUGUGCCAUUCUUGAGUACGUAGCACACUUUGUACUGAAGCAUUGCUUCAGCGGUAAUUACUCUGCGCCUGUCCAAGACCUGUUGCAGCAGCCAUCCUCGUCUUCACCAAGAUGGUACAACAAUGUAUCGACCGCAUCCUUUUCGUUGGGCGGCAGCUCUAACACGCUCAGUACCGGCUCAACGCAAUCGUCUGGACGCUCGCGCGGUAGAAAUAUCCAACCGCGCGUGUUGGACGUUGCCUGUGGUACUGGCAUUUGGAUCCUCGAGAUGGCCACGGAAUUCCCACAUGCACAGUUUCACGGGAUCGAUUUAUCGACAAUGUACCCGGCUGACAUCAAGCCCCCCAAUACCCACUUUUGUCAAGGCGAUGUGUUAAAUGGACUGCCUUAUACGGAUGCCUACUUUGAUUACAUUCACAUGAGUCUCGUCUACAACUGUUUUUCGUAUGAGGAUCGCAAGCAACUAUUGCUAGAGAUUCGACGUGUCUUGAAGCCAGGCGGAUAUGUCGAGUUUCGCGAUUUAGACCCGUAUCUUCGAAAUACAGGUCCAAAAACCAGAGAAGCCCUCAAGCCAUUCCAUCAAGCCAUGAUGGAUAAUCUCGAUGUCGACAUAACAUGGACAACACACAUGUGUGAGAAUUUACAGCAUACUGCCGGCAUGACCGAUAUCCACCAUCAAGUCGUUUCGAUCAAUUUCAUAUCGAGCAGCAAACUAAGCGAAACCUUUAACGCCACUGUUUUCGCCGAAUGGGAAAGCUAUCGCUACUUUUGUGUGAAAUAUUACAACCUUACCAACGAAGAAUACAACGCAAUGAUACAAAGUGUCAUGGAAGAGUGCAAAAAGCAACGAUCCUUUCUCAACUAUGUCAUGUGCUGGGGUCGUAAGCCGAUCAUUGAUGUGCCAAGCAGUGCAAAUAUUCAACGCGACUAUGUGCGUGCGGGUAGUUGUACACCGCCACCAGCAGCAACAGCAGCAGCAGCAGGGUCAUCCUCAUCCUCCUCCCCGACUUCACACUCGCAGCAUCAUCACCGUCAUUCCCACACUCCACCAUUUCGUGCACCCUCAUUUAUCAAGUCUGUUUCAUCUCCAGUACCUGCUACCACAGUGAGCACACCCAUGUCUCGAUCGUCACCGAAGUCCAGAACACAAAGCAGCGGCAUGAUACCCUCAAGCAAAAAUUCGCCGGGAAGUCUUAAAGCAAGAGAGGACGCGAGGAGAAACAAAGAAAAGACGUCGGAUAUUUACCAGUUUGCCCAUGGCUACGUCGAGUAG